Messenger RNA from Xenopus tropicalis (tropical clawed frog), 1906 nucleotides. Its product is annotated as chloride channel CLIC-like protein 1. The transcript is spliced from 4 exons. The record is from RefSeq and is a predicted model, not a curated record. Lineage: Eukaryota; Metazoa; Chordata; Amphibia; Anura; Pipidae. Gene Ontology annotation, cellular component: membrane. Bases 148 to 948 code for a protein of 266 amino acids.
AGCAGCUGUCUGGUUGCUAGGGACUUGCAACUGUACAAAAUAAAAAAUGAAGACCAAUUGAAAAGUUGCUACGAAUUGGUCAUUCUUGAACACAUUAACACCCAAUCCCGGAGCAGUUUAUACAGGAACGCUGGGUAGGAGGGCAGAAUGAUGGGCACAAUCUCUCUAUGGAUUUCAAACCAAAUUACAUUUAUUCGAUACGUUAUUGUUGGUUUCCCUGAAGCUGAGGAUGAAUUUCCGCCCCCGUGGUCCCUGCAGUCGCCAUUUCCCACGUGGAACAUUUACUCCAAGGCUUUCCUGGUCACCUCCCUAAUGUGCUACCUGGUGGCUUUCUCCAUGCGCUUCUGCCGGGGGGCAAAAACCUCUGCAAGGGGAGUAUCUGCCCCUGUGUUAAAUGCCCCGGCUGAGUGGCACCGCCCCCUGCUGGCCUCUUGGAUUCAAAUGUUCGCUCUGUUCCUCGUCCUCUGCCUGUUCCUUUCCGUCCCGUGGGAGUGGGUGCGAUUGUACCAGAUGGAAGUGGCCAAGAAAACAUCAGUUCUCAGUGAGGGAAACAGGAGGCAAUGUGACAGGCAAGACCUCUCCCUGUGGGAAACAAUCAAGGUUCUGCUUUCUUGGAACUUUUCCUGGGCCAGCAACUCCUGUGAGGAUUACUACAAAGCCAUCAUCGUGGAUCCAUUCUGGGAAGUGACUCCUCUCAUGGCUAUCGGCUCUGCAGUCACCAGAACCAUCGUCCACCCAAUGGAGCUCCUUAGCCACGUACUGGGGCGGAGUCUCCGCAACGUCAUGAAAGAGGUUCCCAGCCAAUGGCAGUUGCCCGUUUUCCUUUUGCUCCCACUGGCGCUGGUGACAGUUCUUCUGACCGUCUAUUUGGGAAGAAACCGCUCGAUCCAGGUCACUUGUCAACCACCAACCGUGAAGCCCAAGUCAAAGAGCAUAAAAGCUUCGUAGGGUCCUGUUGCCCCUCAGCCUUGGGCGCGGGGGCUAUAGGGGCCCCUUCUUGUACAUAGGGACACUACUUAUUAAGGAACAAAGAGCAUCAUGGGUACUAGAUUUCCCCCGUACUGACCUGAAGGUCAACUCCAUGGUCUUCAAGUACAAGAAAGUCCCUAGAGAUGUUCAGCUCCAUGGAAUUGGCUCAUAGCAACGGGAAGUUGCCCCUCAGCUUUGGACGUGGGGGAUAAAGGGGCCCCUGCUUGUACAUAGGGACACUACUUAUUGUGGAACAAAGAGCAUCAUGGGUACCAGAUUUCCCACCGUACUGACCUGAAGGUCAACUCCAUGGUCUUCAAGGACAAGAAACCCCCUAGAGAUGUUCAGCUCCAUGGAAUUGGCUCAUAGCAACGGGAAGUUGCCCCUCAGCAUUGGGUGCGGGGGCUAAAGGGGCCCCUUCUUGUACAUAGGGACACUACUUAUUGUGGAACAAAGAGCAUCAUGGGUACCAGAUUUCCCACCGUACUGACCUGAAGGUCAACUCCAUGGUCUUCAAGGACAAGAAACCCCCUUGUGAUGUUCAGCUCCAUGGAAUUGGCUCAUAGGAACAGGAAGUUGCCCCUCAGCAUUGGGCGCGGGGGCUAAAGGGGCCCCUUCUUGUACAUAGGGACACUACUUAUUAAGGAACAAAGAGCAUCAUGGGUACCAGAUUUCCCACUGUACUGACCUGAAGGUCAACUCCAUGGUCUUCAAGGAUAAGAAAGUCCCUAGAGAUGUUCAGCUCCAUGGAAUUGGUUCAUAGCAACGGGAGGUUUUAGGGCAAUGGGGGUGAUGGGGGUCCUACCAUUAUGGGGGAGGGGGGUGUUGGGUCCUACCAUUAUGGGGGGGUUGUUUUAGACUGUUAGAUUUUCUACUUGAAUAAAACCAAAACUUACAUUGUUAUUCACGGAGUCAAAAAAUACAAGAAAAGAUUUAU